AUGGGCAAGUCACCACAGCCAGGCUCACCGGGAAUAAGACGUUCCCCCCGAUUACAGAAAAUAGCUGAGAAUGCAGUCAGUAAAAGACGGCUGAGUGAAACACGGAGGACGUCUUUAGAUCCUAAAAAGAGUUGUCUGAAACAGGCUCCAACCGAUAACACGCUAACCGAUCUCACGGCUAUAUUUCAAAACAAUGAUCCUCUUAUCACUUAUGGUCCUAUGUUUGAUGAUCCGGGGACUGUUACGCGUCUGGAUUUUGAUGAUGCUGUCAGAGAAGUCGAGUCGAAAUCAAGACGGAAAUCACUUCGUAGAGUUAGCUUUGCGGAUACAGCACACGUGCGUCUGUUUGAGCAAGACAACGCAAACGAUCCAGAUUUACACGACAUUGCGGUUACUGCGCCUAUCGAUAUAGACCUUUUCAAGUCUAGUGGGGAUGCUCAUGAAAGUGCAAAUACCGCUCCCGUUGAUACGAAUACUGUCGAAGGCGAUUUGCGCGAUCAUACGAUUAUUACUCCAGUCGAUAUGGAUAUUGUCGAAUGCGCAAAUGUUAAACGUGAUUUCACGAUUACUACUCCGGUUGAUAUGGAACUUGUUAAAUGUAAUGUGGAGAGCGAUAACAUAAAUGGUAUUGAAUCCGGUGGCGGUCAGCGCGAUUUCACGAUAACUGUUCCUGCAGAUAUGGACAUCGUCGAAUGCGCAAAUGUUAAACGUGAUUUCACGAUUACUACUCCGGUUGACAUGGAACUUGUUAAAUGUAACGUGGACAGCGAUAACAUAAAUGGUAUUGAAUCCGGUGGCGGUCAGCGCGAUUUCACGAUAACUGUUCCUGCAGAUAUGGAUAUUGUAGAGUGUGAGGGGGGUACGCGUGAGUUUACUAUAACCGCCGCCAUCGAUAUGGAAAUCGUUGAAUGCGAAGGAGGACUGAUGGAGUGCGAAUCUAAAGCCGAAAACGACGAAGUUAAAUUGGAUACGUUGCGAGAUUUUAUCAAAAAGGAGGAAGGAGAGGAGGAAGAGGAGGAAAAGAAGGAAGAGGAACAAGACAUUCGAGAUCAUGAGGAUAUCAUAUCACUAUUGCCUCUGUUAUCUAUGAAAGAAAUAUUGGACAAGUUAGAUAUCAUAUUUGCAGGUGCCCAUUUUAAUAAGCGAAGAGAAACUAUUUUCGAGAAUGGGAAUGCAGCUGCAACUACCACACCAACCCUUGUCGAUGCCGCGUCCAUUGCGUGUAUGUUACCUCAGCUGAAACUUUUUGAAUCUGGCUAUCAGUUACUCAAUAAAUCUAAUACGGAACUUCAAAAUGCCAUUGAAAAUAUUGUGAACGACACGGAAGUUCUCUCUCUUUUCAAUGAAAUAGUGUCUCUCCCGCCACACACACAACAUCUUAUAAAACAAAGAUUGCGAUUAAUAAAAAAGCGAUGGAACUUAAUUGCAAAGAAAGAUUGGUACGAGUGGAGAGAAUCUGGUAUUGCGAGUGUAAAAGAUCAACUGAACGAGUAUUUUGAAACGUUGAAAAAGGAAAUGGUCACUCGACUAAUACAAGAAUCAAAUGAUUUAUUACCAAAGUUGCGUCUUUAUUCUCAACAAUUGUCAUCAACUUUAUGUAAUGCCAAAUCAAGAUAUGAGCAAAUCGUAAAUUGUGAUCAUGAACAACUCAAGAAUUUGGAAGAAGCGAUAGAAGAGCAAGAUGUACAGAUUCGAAAGAGACAGAAAGACUUAGAUCAAGUCUGUGACACUAUCACUAUUCAGAAACAAGUAAACGAAAACUUAAGGAAGGAGAUAGCGGAAAAGAAAGAGGCAUUGGAUGAUGCGUAUAAGCUGAUUAAAGCGACGCGUCGUUAUACUAAGAAAGUACUUGAUGGCUUUUGUACCAAGUUGGGAGAGGUUAUUGAAAAGUCAAAAUGGAUGCCUCAUAAAAUGUCAUCACAAGUUCUCGAUAUUAUUUACAACAAAAAAUUACGACUUGUAGUCAAUUAUAAGCAAUCUCAAACUUGUAAUUUCGAUUUGUCUCUUGUGUCUCUUGACGAAAAUUCAAUGAAUAAGCAGUUUUAUGAUAUAGCGCUAUCCAGUCUCAAAUACCUCACAAAGUCAUAUCCUUGUCCGGUAACCAAGGAAAAGACUCCUGAACUAGUUCAAUUGAUAACCUCAUAUUGGGAAAAAGCAAAUUUAUUAUAUGAAGAGAUCUCCACUAUACGCAAGAAGUGUCCAAUCACAAUACAUUCAGGAGAAGCAAUAUCCGAGAGCAAGGGCAACUCAGUCGUGCUUCGCGUCACAGCCGAGUUUAUUAAUGCAGAAUUGCGAACGGACUUUUUUGUUGAUUUCAUUUUUAGGCCUGAUAGUAUUAUUGAAUAUCCUGCUAUGGAUGGUGUGUCAUGUGUGAUUAACGUAGAUUAUGGAUUAGAUGAUGUGAACCUGAUCUCUAGCAUUAUAAUGCAACGACUGUCAAGCGGUAAGAGGACAGGACUAAUAAGAGAUGCUUGCGCUGAUGUGAUUACAACAUUAGAAACACUAGCCAACUCUAAUAAAGAACAAUGUAUAUAA
Messenger RNA from Paraglomus occultum, 2535 nucleotides. Lineage: Eukaryota; Fungi; Glomeromycota; Glomeromycetes; Paraglomerales; Paraglomeraceae. The record is from the annotation of a GenBank genome assembly.